This is a messenger RNA of Haemonchus placei, 879 nucleotides long. The record is from the annotation of a GenBank genome assembly. NCBI's taxonomy places the organism in Eukaryota, Metazoa, Nematoda, Chromadorea, Rhabditida, Trichostrongylidae.
AUGAGCAACGAUCAACGUGACCAGAAAAAGGACAGUGGUGACGGUUCAGAGUCGAAAUCCGGCGCUAACGGCGAUCGCUCUGAUAGUCCAGGCGCUGGCGGCAAUGAAAAUGGUCGUGAUCGCGACGAUGUUUGCCGCGAUUUCCUUAAGAACAUAUGCAAUCGCGGCUCACGCUGCAAAUUCUACCAUCCCACCGACGCCAAGCAGCGCAAUGAAGAUAUGAUCAAUUUCUGCAUCGACUUCCAGAAUCGCGGCUGUAUGCGCGACAACUGCCGCUUUGUGCAUGCGUCGCGCGACGAAGUCGAACGGUACAAGCACACGCGCGAAGUGACGCUACCACUUGCGCGAGCUAUCGCUGCCGUUACUCAAGGCGACACUAUCGCGGGGAUUCCAGUCUGCAAGGAGUUCCAAUCCGGCAAAUGUGCUCGCGGUGCGCAGCGUUGUCGCUACUGGCACGUGAACGUAGAAGAGGAGCGCGAACGACGACUGCGUGGGCUUCCUCCAUCAGGUGGGCCUCUUGGAAGAUUUGGUGGGGCACCUGGUGGACGUUACGGUGGAUCAGGUGGCCCUAUGUAUGGAGUGCCACCAUUAGGUAUGCGACGAUCUGGCCCGCCGCUAGAUGGGCCAUAUGAGAAGAGAUCGCGUAUGGAGGAAAGCCGUGUAACUGAGUUAGAGCGCAAAAACGCGGAGCUUUCGAAGGAAGUGGAAACAUUGAAACGAGAACUGCAGCGUGAGCACGAACGCUACGAGGACCUGUAUGCGCUUUUCCGCCAGCAAAGCAGCGGAGCAACUGCGGCCCCUUCGAAACCUGCGGCGCAAGCUAGCUAUGGCGGAGUAGGCGGCUAUGGAAAUUGGAACACUAGCGGCGCUUGGCAGUAG